AUGCCACCGGAAUCAGUUGCAUUAGAUGUCUUACGUGAAGCUGAAUUUUUUUGUAUUAGUUCAUUAAUAACUAAACUAGAAAAUUCAAGUCCAUGUGUUAUAUCAUUACGUCGACGUGAAUCAUUUCGUCGUCUUAUACCUGAUUAUGAAAAUAUGAAAAUGGAUAUAAUUAAUCGAUCAGCUGAAAAACGUUCAUCAUUUCAUGAAUCACGUGUUGUUAUAACACAACUUGAUCAUACAAAAUUAAAAGGAACUAUACCAUGUUAUAAUUGUAGUCGAGAAUUUGUUACAGUUAAUCAUGCUUGUGCUUUUGAUGGUCUUACAGCUGAUUUACAAAUUCAACAACAACUUAAACCUAUACAAUCGGAUAUACAUAUUGAUAUGGAUAAACUUGUCGCAUUUGUUGUUGAUGAACUUGUUCAUGAUGGUUUUAAAGCUUCUGUUGAACGUGUAACAUGUCGUUUUAGUGUUCGAUGUCAAAGUUGUACUCUUAGUGGUUUAUAUACAGCUGGCGGAAUUUUAGCACCAAGAGAAUGUCAAAAUGUUGCUCAUGUCAUCAAAUUUAUAUGGUCAUAA
Messenger RNA from Rotaria sordida, 576 nucleotides. The record is from the annotation of a GenBank genome assembly. NCBI's taxonomy places the organism in Eukaryota, Metazoa, Rotifera, Eurotatoria, Philodinida, Philodinidae.